GAGUCUCCAUCUCUGAUACAGCGGACCGCGGGCCGGGCCGGGCGUUCCAAGCUGAGGCUGUGAGCAUGGGGUCGGCAGGCUGGGGGCUGUGCUGCGCCAUCGCCCUGCUCUUCGCUGCUGCGGGAGCUGCAGCAGGAGACAAGUGUGGGAGGAAUGAGUUCCAGUGCCAAGAUGGGAGAUGUAUCUCCUACAAGUGGGUUUGCGACGGAAGCGCCGAGUGCCAGGACGGCUCUGAUGAGUUCCAGGAGACAUGCUUGUCUGUCACCUGCAAGUCUGGGGAAUUCAGCUGUGGGGGACGGGUCAACCGCUGCAUUUCUCAGUUCUGGAGAUGUGAUGGCCAAGUGGACUGCGAGAAUGGCUCCGACGAGCAAGACUGUGCCCCCAAGACAUGCUCGCAGGACGAGUUCCGCUGCCGUGACGGCAAGUGCAUCUCACAGGUGUUUGUCUGUGACUCGGACCGGGACUGCCUGGAUGGCUCAGACGAGGAUGCCUGCCCUGUGACCACCUGCAGCCCUGCCUACUUUCAGUGCAACAUCUCCACCUGCAUCCCUGAGCUGUGGGCCUGCGACGGAGACCCUGACUGCGAGGACCACUCCGACGAGUGGCCGCAGCGCUGUGGGGGCCGCAACACGUCCGCCCCACAAGGGGACAGUGGCCCCUGCUCCGCCCUCGAGUUCCACUGCCUCAGCGGCGAGUGCAUCCACAGCAGCUGGCGCUGCGAUGGUGACCCUGACUGCAGGGACAAGUCGGACGAGGAGGACUGUGCUGUGGCCACGUGCCGGCCUGAUGAGUUCCAGUGCGGGGACGGGACCUGCAUCCAUGGCAGCCGGCAGUGUGACAAGGAGUACGACUGCAAGGACCUAAGCGACGAGCUCGGCUGCAUCAGUGUGACGCUGUGUGAGGGCCCCAACAAGUUCAAGUGCCACAGUGGUGAAUGCAUCACUCUGGACAAAGUGUGCAACUCAGUCAGGGACUGCCGGGACUGGUCGGACGAGCCCCUCAAGGAGUGUGGUACCAACGAGUGUCUGGACAACAAAGGAGGCUGCUCCCACAUCUGCAAUGACCUCAAGAUCGGCUACGAGUGCCUCUGCCCCGAGGGCUUCCGGCUGGUGGACCAGAGAAGAUGUGAAGAUAUUGACGAGUGUCAGGACCCCGACACCUGCAGCCAGAUCUGCAUGAACCUUGAGGGGAGCUACAAGUGCGAGUGUCACAACGGCUUCCAGAUCGAGCCCCACACCAAGGCCUGUAAGGCCAUCGGUACCAUCGCCUACCUCUUCUUCACCAACCGCCAUGAAGUGAGGAAGAUGACACUGGACCGCAGCGAGUACACCAGCGUCAUCCCCAACCUGAAGAAUGUGGUCGCCCUGGAUGCAGAGGUGGCCAGCAACAGAAUCUACUGGUCUGACCUGUCCCAGAGGAAGAUUUACAGCACCCAGAUCGACAGAGCCCACAGCUUCUCCUCCUACGACACUGUCAUCAGCAGGGACCUGCAGGCCCCCGACGGGCUGGCCGUGGACUGGAUCCACGGCCACAUAUACUGGACCGACUCUGUCCUCGGCACCGUCUCGGUGGCUGACACCAAGGGUGUGAAGAGGAAAACGCUAUUCAAGGAGAAAGACUCGAAGCCCCGGGCGAUUGUGGUGGACCCCACUCACGGCUUCAUGUACUGGACGGAUUGGGGAACCCCCGCAAAGAUCAAGAAAGGGGGCCUGAACGGCGUAGACAUCUACUCGCUGGUGACAGAAGACAUCCAGUGGCCCAAUGGCAUCACCCUGGAUCUUUCCAGUGGCCGCCUCUACUGGGUUGACUCCAAACUUCACUCCAUCUCCAGCAUUGAUGUCAACGGGAGGAACCGGAAGACUAUUCUGGAGGACGAGAACAAGCUGGCUCACCCGUUCUCCCUGGCGAUCUUUGAGGAUAAAGUAUUUUGGACAGAUAUCAUCAAUGAAGCCAUUUUCAGUGCCAACCGCCUCACAGGCUCUGAUGUUAAUUUGGUAGCCGGGAAUCUGCUGUCCCCGGAGGACAUAGUCCUGUUCCACAACCUCACGCAGCCGAGAGGAGUGAACUGGUGUGAGAAGACCUCCCUCCACAACGGUGGCUGCCAGUACCUGUGCCUCCCGGCCCCACGGAUCAACCCCCAUUCACCCAAGUUCACCUGUGCCUGCCCAGAUGGCAUGCUGCUGGCCAAAGACAUGAGGAGCUGCCUCACAGAGGCUGAACCUGCAGCGACCACUGAGGGGUCCUCCACAGCUCGAUCCACAGUCAGGCAGACAGUCAGCUCUGUGGCCACGGAGCCAAAGCACACGGCCAGCCCGCCAGCUCCCAGCACCUCCAGGCAGCCCACGGCCAGCCCUGAGUUCACCACGGCAGAGAUGGCUACAAUGUCCCAUCAAGCCCUGGGCAACAUUGCCGGCAGAGGAACCGAGGAGAAGCCCGGGCGUGUGGGGGCGCUGUCCAUCGUCCUCCCCAUCGUGCUGCUUGUCCUCCUCUGCUUUGGGGCCUUCCUCCUCUGGAAGAACUGGCGGCUGAAGAGCAUUAACAGCAUCAACUUCGACAACCCUGUUUAUCAGAAGACCACCGAGGACGAGGUCCACAUCUGCCGCAGCCAGGAUGGCUACACGUACCCCGCGAGACAGAUGGUCAGCCUGGAGGAUGACGUGGCAUGAACAGCUGCCUGCCUGUGUCCUGUUCCACCAAAACUUGCUGCCGCCGUGGGCAGGAGAAAUGCUUUCUCCCCGGAUCCUUGACCACCUGUCCACCUCCCUGUCCAGAACCUUCCUGAGACAUCAACACCCCCCUGUCUCAUUCAAAGAAAGAAGAGACAAAAGCACUGCUGGCGCCCGAAGCCCCCGCCACGGCCUGUCUGCCUAGAGCUUUGUUUUAUAUAUUUAUUCUUCUAGAGGCAGCGCAGGCGUCUAACUGCACCCGAAGCAGGCUCGGGCUGGGAUUUUUAUUUUCUUUCUUUGCGAGUGAGCUGGGAUGGUGCUCAGGCUGUAAGGACAGAUGUCUGGAUUCCUCUCAAAGGAAAUCCUGACCUUCUCUCCGCUGUGACUUACUCCGCGUGUGGAGGACCGACGACAGGGGAAUGCGGGCCGAGAUAAAGCAGGUGGCUUCAGACACAGAACGGGUGCUACCGGCCAGCUGCUGCGUCCCACCCUCUUCCCCCAGCCCCUUAACUCAGGAGUAAAUGCGUUUACCUCUACCUGGCAUGCUGUUGUAGACAACUGCAACUAGCCUUCUGCCUGCCACUCCCAGGUCAGGAUAAACUAGUGUUUUUCAAGCUGAGUCUAUGCCCCCCUUCAAGCUGGGAAGGCAUUGGCACCAAUAUGGUGGUGUAUCCAGUGUGACGGGGGUGGCGCCAGCUGAGACCAAUUCAUUCACCAAAAUGACGACAAUACCCAGAGGGAGAGCCUGAGUCACCAGUCGCCCUUAACUGUGAUGAAGUGCCUGAGUCACCAGGUUUACCUUGUGCUGCCCCAGCCGCUGAGUUAGGGUUGUUUGCACCCACCCCACGGCUGCCCCGCCCCUGCCCCUCCACGCGGAGCCCCGACCGCUUUUCCUCUGUACCUGUGCACUUUUUCAGUUCAGGGCUGUACAUUUUGUAAAUUGGACAUUUUUAUUAUUAUUUUGCACUGUUUUAUGUUGUAUGUGUAGAGCGUGUGGUCUGGAGGCCUUUGAGUGUGAGCGUGAGUGUGAGAGUGAGCUGAUACAUGUGGAGGAGAGGGUCUUGUCGGCCAGGAAUUCAAAGCCAUGGUUGUGGAUACUGGGAACUGCCAUUGUCUUUUUGCGUUCUGUCUGCCAGGCUGGUUAAGAACUUCUCUAGGCUUCCACCUGUCAGAUGCCCCUGAGGAGGACACUGUCCUAGAUGAAUGUGCCUAGAAGGCACAUCUCGUUCAGCCUGUCAGCAGUCCUUGGCGUGGGUCAUUUCAUGGGACUUUUAUUAAACAAGAAGUCCCUCUGAACUAGCUGUGAACCUAGUCAUUGCAUCUGUGACCAGAGAGAUGAUGGCAGCCUCCUCCUUGUUCCUGGGGGAAGGAAGCAUCUGAAGGGAGUGAAGUCUGUCCCCUACGCUAAGACAAAACACUGCACCCCACCCUAUAGGAAACUGUGAAACAGCUUUUCUCUUUCUGAAGCAUGUAAAUAAACUGGUGUACAGAUAGGGGGGCUUUGGGUUAUGUUUGCACUUUGUAUAUUUGCUGAAACAGUUACCACUUAUAUUAAAAAACAAACAAAACUAUUUAUUUUUUGCAAACCCUGGUUGCUGCAUUUGCUCAGUUACUACUGUGGGGGCGCCGCACUGGGUGGGGGGUGAGGGGCUGUCUCUGAGAUGCGUCUUUAGAUACAAAGAUUGUUUGCACCAACUGUGUGCACUGCCUUUCAGAAGAAGGAUGUCCAUGUUGUUUGUACAGGUUGCUUUUGUGGAAUGGGCAUCACUUUUUAAACCACUGUAUAGAAAGUUUUUAUAGCCUGAAUGGCUUACUGUGAUCAAUUAAAUUUCUUAAAUGAACCAUUUGGUUAAACCUGA
Messenger RNA from Trichechus manatus latirostris (Florida manatee), 4525 nucleotides. It is a transcript of the gene LDLR, whose product is annotated as low density lipoprotein receptor. Gene Ontology annotation, molecular function: low-density lipoprotein particle receptor activity; calcium ion binding; lipoprotein particle binding. The record is from RefSeq and is a predicted model, not a curated record. Gene Ontology annotation, cellular component: early endosome; plasma membrane. The transcript is spliced from 18 exons. Lineage: Eukaryota; Metazoa; Chordata; Mammalia; Sirenia; Trichechidae. Gene Ontology annotation, biological process: cholesterol homeostasis; receptor-mediated endocytosis involved in cholesterol transport. The coding region runs from base 66 to 2666 and encodes 866 amino acids.